GUCCUGCUCGUGAUAGGACUUAUUUCGGAAAGUUUAGUUUUCUUAAGUGAAAAUGACUCUGUACCAUUUCGGUAACUGUGCCGCGUUAGUGUACGUGCCAUAUUACUUCACCUACAAGUACUCCGGAUUGUCGGAAUACGGCGCGUUCUGGAAAUGUGUCCAGGCUGGUGGAAUAUACGUGUUUACACAGCUUUGCAAAAUGCUUGUAUUAGCAACGUUCUUCCCCGACACCGACACCUUCAGCGAAGGUGCCCCGUUUAAUUUCAUUGCCGAAUUCCUACGAUGCAGCGUCGAUCUUGUUGACUUUCUGGGUCUCGCCUUUGUGUUGUCGAGAAUUCCCGGCAAAGGUCACAGCAAACUCAUCACAGCCGGUUUGGGGUGGGCUACAGCAGAAGUGAUUUUGUCUCGUGGACUAAUGCUCUGGGUAGGCGCUAGAGGGGCUGAAUUUUCUUGGAUCUACACUCAAAAAUGCUUGGAAUCGAACGUGUUGUUAAUACAACACCUCUCUACUGCAACACUACUGUGGCUGUUCUCCAGGCACGAUCUGGAUAAGAAGUUCGCCCCGGUGGUAGUGUUGCUGCUAGUGGCCACUUCGUACCGUGGCGUUUGGCUUGAAGGUGCUCUGCAUGCCAUAUCAGCCGGCCCAUGGCUGGGGCUAGCCUUGAAAGCACUCAUCACCAGCUGCAUGGGAGUCGCCACGCUACACAUCUACUCGGGGCUCGCCCAGCAGAUAGGAUUGUAGAGCUUUCACGUUUUAGUUUAUCACCCAUUUCUCAGUAGUCAUGCACCCCCAACAAUUUGUUAUUCUAUUGCAGCAUUUUGCAGAUAGUUUAUUUAAUUGAAUUAAAAUAAAAUCCUACUAAUCCUUUAAAUCGAACAAUUCAUAAA
This is a messenger RNA of Anopheles nili, 888 nucleotides long. RefSeq names its product transmembrane protein 147. Bases 53 to 742 code for a protein of 229 amino acids. The transcript has 3 exons. NCBI's taxonomy places the organism in Eukaryota, Metazoa, Arthropoda, Insecta, Diptera, Culicidae. The record is from RefSeq and is a predicted model, not a curated record.